Paramecium octaurelia is the source of this 1001-nucleotide messenger RNA. Lineage: Eukaryota; Ciliophora; Oligohymenophorea; Peniculida; Parameciidae. The record is from the annotation of a GenBank genome assembly.
AUCAUUCGCAAAUCAUAAUGAAUACGUGGACAUUCAAUGUACAAACAACAAAAGGUCAGGUAGUUAAAAUCACUUGCUAAUAAAAUAUGAUGGACUUUAAGAGACAAGUUGCAGAACAGGAAAUUAAUAUUCCUUUUGACCAUUUAAUUAUUGUGGAUGAUAAUGAUUAAGUUUAUAGCUAAACCAUUUUAGCUCAUCAUUAUUAAAAUAAAACAUUAUUUAGGGUUUUUGAUUCAAACUCCCUAUUUAAGUAACUUCAAUUUCUCCAAUAGGAGGUUGAAAAAUUGAAAUGUUAAAGAAAUUAGGCAAUUGAUGAGAUACAAAGUUUAAAUUAAUAGAAUUAAAUAUUAGAGGAAGAGAAGAAAUAAUAAUUUUAAUAAAUUUAAUCGUAAUAUUAGAAUAAUAUGAAUUUUUAAAAUGAGAAAGAAAGUCAAUCCCAACAAAUGUAAUAGUAUAUACAGAGUUUGGAAAAUUAAUUACAAUAAACAUAAUAAUAGGCUUACAAUGAUAAACUAAAAUUAGAAAAAUAGAUUCAGGAAAUAAUUAACUAAUUAACUCAUUUAAAAAAGGAUAAUGACAAUCUGAAUUAAAAAAUAAAAAGCAUUUAGGAUGAAAAAUUAGAAUAAGAGAAAAAAUAUUAAGAAGCUUUAUCAUAAUAUUCAUAAUAAGCUUAAUAAGAUGCUUAUACCUAUUAGGCUUAGAUAUAACAAUUAUCAAAUUAAUUAAACGAAGUCUGUUAAUAAAAUCAAUAAUAUCAAUUAUAUAUUUCGUAAGUUUAAUAAUAUAUGCAAUAAUAAGCUAUUAAAGCCUAAGAAUUAGUGGAUUAGGUUGCAGAAGAUGCUCAAGAGAUGGAGAAGUUAAAGACUGAAAAUAAAAAAUAAAAAUAAUAAUAAUAAGCGUUGGUAAAGGAACAUGAUUAAAUAUAAUUGGAAAAAGAUAAUUAAAUUCAAUAGCUAUAAGAUGAGCUGCGCUCUGUAAAAAGACAAGCUGGGAAUAAAUGA